AUGGCGGAGGAUGGGGCCGCGCCGGAGGCUAAGGAGCCCACGACCAGGCGGACCUACACCAGGGAGGAGCUCUUGGCUCUUCAGCACGCCCCCAAGUGCCGGGGCCUGCCUACAGGUCUCGACUCUGACGAUCUGAGCGACCUGCAAGAGUCGUGCUUCUUCGACAAGAGCCCCACCCUGGAUGGCCCGCCCAUCUACCUGGGCCCGCAGCGGGGCCCCGCCGGCCCGCGGGCCCCAUUUGGCGCCGCCGCAAGGCGGCCGGCAGUGCCCGCUGGCCCCAUUCACAGCAGGCUGAUUGAUGAGGACGAGCGCUCCUACCAGCGCACCAACUCUGGCCAGCUGGCCGGCGCGUUUGGCAGCCCCACCAAGCCGCAGGCGAUACAGCGCGGUACCUCUGUGCGGGCAGCCAUUGCCGCAGCAGGAGGCAUCCCAGCCCUGGUGCAGCGCCUGCGCAGCAGCAGCAGCGAUGCGGUGCUGGAGCAAGUAGCCGCGGCGCUUGGGAGCCUUGGUGAGGACAUGCCGGCCAACAAGGAUGCCAUUGCAGCUGCUGGCUGCAUCCCUGAUCUGGUGCAGCACCUGCGCAGCAGUGCCAGCGAGAUGGUUCAGUACAAAGUAGCUGCUUUACUGCACUCAUUAGCAAAUGGCAGCCCCAGCAGCAGCGCAGCCAUCGCAGCAGCGGGCGGCAUCCUUGUCUUGCAGCAGCUGCACAGCAGCAGCCCAAACACGGAUGUGCAGUCGGUUGCAGCAGCUGCACUGCAAAACCUGUCCAACUGUGGGCAGCUGGUGACAGAGGCAGCAAGUCACAUCGCGGCAGCAGACGCCGCGCCCGCACCAGGUGCGACGGCAGUGGUUGCAGCAGAUGCAACAGCAACUGCUGCCCCUAAGGCGUCAGCAGCUGGUGCCAGGGUGUGCGCAGCAGAGGGUUGUGGCAACACGCACAGCCUGCGGAAAUGUAGCAGGUGCCGGUCUGUCAGGUACUGCAGCGAGACCUGCUCCCACGCGCACUGGCGGGCCCACAAGGCAGAGUGCAAGCACCUGAGUGCCGCUGCGGCCCAGAGCUUUGGGCCUUGA
Chlorella variabilis is the source of this 1071-nucleotide messenger RNA. RefSeq lists its product as hypothetical. The transcript has 6 exons. Gene Ontology annotation, molecular function: protein binding. The coding region runs from base 1 to 1071 and encodes 356 amino acids. Gene Ontology annotation, cellular component: cytoplasm; nucleus. The record is from RefSeq and is a predicted model, not a curated record. Lineage: Eukaryota; Viridiplantae; Chlorophyta; Trebouxiophyceae; Chlorellales; Chlorellaceae.